UAAAACGUGAUGAUAAAGUGUUAUGGGAGUUGCCCCUUUCCCCUGAGUUAAUAGAAGACAUUCGGGGGUGACUUUCUUUUUCACAGCAGCCGUCUGGCUUUGUGGCCCAACUCUCUACUUGACUUUAAAAGCGGGGCUCUAAGGGUUCCUGAGUGAUGACAACCUACUGCUGCAGGGGCAAAUAGAUGCAUAUCUAGAAUCCGAGGUACCUGCCCAUGGCCGUCAGCUCUGGUGCAAAGAUCCCUACUGCAGAGUCAGCAGGACUGUGAGCUGCACCGUGCAUAGAAGAGUUGCAGGCCCAAGAUGCUGAGCCGCCUGUCCGGGUUGGCGAACACUGUUCUGCAGGAGCUGUCGGGGGAUGGAGCUGACGGGGAAGCGGAGACUUCUGCCCCCGUGCCAGUGUUGGAGUCGGCAAUGGAAAGCAGGGACGAGACGCCCGAGGACAUGCUGGAGCGUCUGGCCCACACGGAGCGCCUGGUUGUCCAGCUGAAGGAUCUGAUCCGAGAGAAGGAUGCCCAGCUCCAGCAGAAAGAAGUUGUACUCAAGGAGGAACGGGAGGCGGCAGAUGCAAAGCUGAUGAAGUUGAAGCUUCAGGCCAAAGCCAAGCUGGCAGCUCUCAACAAGCACGUGGAAGAGCUGACGGGGCAGGGGGCAUCGCUGCCUGUGAAGAGCCCGCCUGGCGAGCAGCUGGAUCCCAGUAAGAAUGACCAGAGGACGAAUGAAGAGCACAGAGAAGAGGCUGAAGCUCUGAAACAGCAGCUCCAGGAGCAGGAGGAGACUCUCAGGGACUUGAGGGAGCAGCUAGCUGCAGCCAGAGAGAGCCAGAAAGACAUGCAGGCCAACCAAGCAGCCCAGCUGAGCUCGCUGCAGGAGGUGAUUCGGGAGAAGGAUGCUCUCCUUGAGGAAGAGGCUCGCCGUCACCAAGCCGAGUUGCUCCAGGCAGCAGCCCGACCAGAUCUGGAAGGCGAGAUGCAGCAGCACUUGAAGACGCUGCAGCGGAAGCUGGAGGAGCAGGAGGAAGCCCUGCUGGGGCGCGCCCAGGUGGUGGACUUUCUGCAGCAGGAGCUGCGUGGGGCAGAGCAGCAGAGCCAGACCCUCUCAGAGCAGUGCCAGAAGAUGGAGGCAGAGCUGAGCGCCUUGCAGAGCGUGCUGGAGGCAGAGAGAGAGGCGUCUCGGAGCCUCCCGGAGAAGAUGGAGCUGGAGCUGGCUGAGCAGAAGCAGGCCUUGCACAGCCUUCAGGAAGAGGUGCAGAGUCUGUCUGAGCAGCUGGCUCAGGCAGGGAGGGCGCGGGCUGAGCUGGAGUCGGAGUGCAGAGCCCUGGAGCAGAAGCACAGGCUGGAGACGGAGGAGAAGGACCUGCAGAUCUGUCGGCUUCAGAUGGUGGAGCAAGAGUUGUGCUCGAGCCACGAUGCCCUCGUUGCAGAGAACCAGCAGCUGCGGCAGGAUGUCGAUCGGUUGCUGGCGCCACCCGCUGAAUGCUCUGCCGCCGCGUGGUGCCUGCAAGAGGAGCUUGCACAGACAUCCGAGGCGUCCAUUCACCCCCAGGCUGACCCAGCAUUGCUGAACUCCCUGCCAGUCGCACAGGUCUUCGAGGAGCAGGUGCCAGCUCUCAAGCCAGGCUCUGCACAGGCUGAAGCAACCCUGCAGGAACACCUCAUGGAGCAGCAGGAGGAGACGGGGAUUUUACUGCCUUCCACUGCAGCACUGGAGGACCUGAAGGCUGAAAAUGAGACCCUGCGCGCUCGACUGGCCCUUGUGGAGGCUCAGCUGGAAGCUGCGAUGGGCACGGAGCAUCCCAACCAGGCUGACAGCCCCGGAGCUGAUGCCCUGUCACCAGAGUCGCCGAGUCCUGAGGAACCGUCCUCAGCUGGAGACCCCUCGCCUGGGCCUGAGGGUGCCUCAGUCGUGCCAGAGAGUCGCGAAGAGCCAAGUCCCCAGCUGCCUGAUGACCCUGCACCUCCGCCACAGGCCGGUACAGAGGACGCUUCCACCUGCAGCUCGCAGCUGGCUGGAGCCGGUGGCUCACCCGCCACUCAGGGGUCUGUGGCUGCAGAGGAACACAAAGAGCUGUCGGUUUUGCUGCUAGAGCUCAGCGAGGCUCAGGAGGAGAUCGACUUCCUGAAGCGGCAGCAGCUGCAGGACCCGGGCAGUCAAACCUCCAUGGGGACCUGGACGGGAGAAGAGACCAGCCUGCUGGGAGAAGGAUCCCAGGUGGAAUUCCUCACGGGAGAAGGGCAGGAGGCCUCACCUCCCCAAAACGAACUGAGCGGCAGCUCCAUGCUUACAGAGGUGGAAGCCCAAGGCAUCGCAGAGCAUCGGGAGCAGACAAGCAUCCCGGAGAGCAUCAUCCAGGGCGGAGGGGAAAUGGGGGCUGUGCUAGAAGUCUCUGGAGCAGCCCCAGAGCCUGGCACAUGUCAGCCUCAGGAGCUGACGAGGUUGCAGAUGCAGAUUGAGGACCUGCAAGCACGCCUGCGAUCAUCAGAGGAGCUGCAUGAAAACGAGUUAAGGGAGAAAGCUGCAGAAAUAAGCAGGCUAAACCAGCUGGUUGAGGAACACAGGAGAAAUGUUGAGGACUCUUCCAGUGCCCUUUGUGCCCUGGCUGGUGAGAGAGACCAGCUCCUGUCACAGAUGACGGAGCUCUGUACCAUCACGGAGCUCAAGGAGCAGGUGAGGCAGCUGGAGGAAAACCUCGCCGACUCGGAAAAGCAGAGGUUCUCGGACUACGAAAGCAGGACGGUGCAGUUCAGCCUCCUGAAGGAACAGAUCCAGAGCCUGAAAAACGAGUCGAAAUCCAAGGAGGUCAAAAUUGAAGCUUUGCAGAAGGACCUUGACGAGGCCCAGCUGGAGCUAUCUCAACAGGACGCUGUAGCCAAGGGCCUGAAAAGCCAGCUGGAGAGGAAGGAGGGUGAAGUGCUGGAUAGGGAGGAACGCCUGAGGAAGAGCACGGUCAAGACGGAGGAGCUGUCCCAAAACAUUACUGCCAAGGAGCUGGAGACCGCCCGGCUGGAAGAGCUGCUCGCUGAGCAGACGGAGACUGUGGCGAGCCUCCAGCGCACCUUGCAGGAAAGGGACCAGCAGAUGAUGGAGAUCAGCGUCAGCAUGUCUGAGAAGAUGGUCCUGCUAAACGAAGAGAAGUUCUCUCUGGGCAGCGAGCUGAAGAGCCUGAAGGAGCAGAUGAGCCAACGGCAGCAAACCCCGGAGGUACGAGACCAGCAGACAGAGACGGUGGGGGAGGCAGAAGACACGCGCCUGGUGGGUGAUGGACCCCAGCGGCAAGGCGAGGCGGCACCGCGUAGGGAGGAGGAGGUGCCGGUCGGAGAACUGGAGCUGCUGAGGAGGGAGAACGAGCAGGUGAAGCGGAAGCUGCAGGUAGCUCUCGUCAACAGGAAGGAGCUGCUGAAGAAGGUCAGUAGGCUGGAGAGCGACUUGGCGUGCGGGCGAGAGCAGCCGGGUGCAGAGGCGCCGGAAGCCGCAGCGGAAGAGAAUGCCCCCAGCGGACCGCGUUCAGGCACCGAGGGGACUCCCGAGAGCCCAGGCAAGGAGACGGUGCCGGCCGAAAGAGAAGCUGAGCUGCAGAGCCUCCGUGACGCCUUGCUGGAGAAGGAGGCGGCUGAGGCACGGUCCCAGGCACAGAUAGAGGAGAUGAGGCAAAGCUUGCAGGACAAGGCCACCCUUGUCGAGUCCCUGAGAGCGGAGGUCACGGAGAGCCAGUCAGCCCUCCAGAAGCUAACGGCAGCUCGUGAGAGCUCAGAAGCUCGUUUCCCAGCAGAUGAGGGCGACAGCAAGAGUGAGGACGUUGGUGCAUCUGCUGCGGGUCUUGAAGAGCAGGAGACAUCCGCCCUGAGAGCACGAAUCUCUGCCCUGGAACAAGAGCGGGAGCAGCUCCACAGAAAGCUGCAGGAGGCUCUGGCCUCUCGCAAGGACACGAUAAAGAAGGCUCAGGAGAAAGACCGGCACCACAGGGAGCAACUGAAGCAGCAAAAGGAUGAUUACAACCUCCUGCAGGAGCAGUUUGACAAGCAGAGCAAGGAGAAGGAAAGCAUCCAAGAUGAGCUCAGGCAGCUCCAGGAGCAGAGGGCGUCUGCAGAGAGGCCUCUAAGUGCACCUGUCUCCAGCUGCAGCAUGCAGUCUUCAUCCCUGGAAGCAGAAAACACACAGGCCAGCGGCAGCCUCCGGCAGGACGCAGACAUCUCUGCGGAAGAGCCGGGGGCAGAGCUGGCGGCGCUGCAGGCUGAGCGAGACCAGCUGCGAGGCGAGAUCAGCCGCGUGGAAACGGAGCUCGCUGACAAGUCCCAAGCAGCCGUCCAGCUACAGGAGCGCAUCGCCCAGCUGCUUUCGGAGGUGGCCGGUCUGCAAAGAGCCUGUCAGCAAGCAGAAGCCAAGGCGGCAAGUCUUCAGCUGGAGCUGGAGAGGAGCCACGCAGAGAUCUCCGGACAGGAAGAUGUGGAGGAGCUAAAAGGCCUUGUGAGGCAGAAGGAAGAAGAAAUCGGACUUCUCCACGCGCAGCUCGGGGAAAAGAGCGAAGCUCUUGCCAGCGCGCAGGCAGAGCGCCAGGAAAAAGAUGACGUGAUCCAGGCACUGAGCAGCCAGCUGGACGGGCAGGCGAGGGCGCAUGAGGAGCAGAGCAGGCGGCUGCAGGCUGAGCUGCUCGAAGUCCAGCAGAAGCAAGACGAAGGGGCCGAAGAAGCCAAGUGGAAGAGCCAAAUGCAGAGGAAGCUGCAGGCCGCGCUCAUCUCCAGGAAGGAGGCGCUGAAGGAGAGCAAGUCUCUAAAAGAGGAGCUGGCUGCGGCUAGAGCCACCGCCGAAGAUCUCUCCAUUAGGUUGAGGGACCUGGAGCGCCAGGCUAGCGACUGGGCAGCGGAGAAAGACGCAUUAUCUGCAAAGGUAGCCAGGCUCACAGAAGAGAGAGAGAAGCUCAUUGCAGAGGUAGACAAAGCCCUCAUGGAAAACCAGAACCUCGAUAGCUCUUGUGAGAGCUUGAAGUUGGCCCUUGAGGGCAUCACUCGAGAGAGAGAGACGCUAGAGAAGGAGGUCGAAUCCGCGAGGUCUUCGCAGGCUGCCACGAGCUCCGAGUGGCGAGAGAAACACCAGGAGCUGCAGAAAGAAUACGAAACCCUCCUGCAGUCCUAUGAGAACGUGAGCAACGAGGCGGAGCGGAUCCAGCGCGUCCUGGAGACCGUCAGGCAGGAGAAGCAGGAGGUUUUCCUCCGCUUGAAAGGGGCGGAGGGUCAGCAAAGAGAAGCGGAGAAGCAGCUGCAGGACACUGAGCGGGAGGUCGAGGGGAUGAAGGAGAAGAUGAGGAAGUUUGCAAAAUCCAAGCAACAGAAGAUCUUGGAACUGGAAGAGGAGAACGAGCGGCUGAGGGCAGAGGUGCAUCCUGCUGACGGUGACCCCGGCAGGGCGGGAGACGCAGCCCCGAUGAGCGCCGGCCUUAGCGAGGAGCUAGAGCGUGCCAGGCAGGAGCAUCAGUCUCUCUCUGCCCAACUGGAGAUGUUAAUGGCUGAAAAGGCUGCUCUUAGCCAAGAGGUGCAGGACUUGAAGCACCAGAUGCAGUGCGCAGAGUCCAAGCUGAAGGAAAGCCUGAAGGCAGCAGAAGUAGAAGAAAGUCGAGUAGUUCCUGCAGCAGCAUCUCCUCUAGCGAGGGCUGAAGACCUCAAGGAUGUGAGCAGCCCUCCAGAGACCCUGGUGCCCGCCACCGCCGGCCCCGUAGCCGAGGCAGAACGAAAAGAGAGGGAAGGCAGCGCUUCACCCAGCGACAUUGGUGCUCACCUGCAGCAAAUAGCUCAGCUCGCGGAGCGAAUCUCGGACCUGGAGGAGGGCAGGACGGCUGCGGAAGAAGAGCUUGGCCGCGUCCGUGCGAGCGUGGAGACUUUGGAGCAGGAGAAAGCAGCCUUAGAGAGCCUCGUGGCAGCAAAGGUCCAGGACCUGAACAGCCUGCAGGAGACGGUCGCCCAGAUGGAGCUGACCGGCCGACAAACCAAGGAAGAGCUGGCCAGGAUGACCCAGCUGAAGGAAGCCACGGAGGCCGAGAAGGACGAUCUGGAGGAAAGGCUCAUGAAUCAGCUGGCAGAACUGAACGGGAGCAUUGGGAACUACCAGCAAGACGUGACGGACCUCCAGGCCAGAGACGAGCAGCUGAGGUCUGAGCUGCAGGGUCUGCAAAGAGCCAUGCACGAGUUGGAGGAGGAGAAGCGCCAGCUGCUGAGGGAGAAAGCCGAAGCGGAGGCGGAGACCCGGAGGGAGCACGCAGAGAAGCUGCAGUGUGCCCGGAAGGGAGAUGGCAGCAGGACGCACGCCAAGGAGCUGCAGGAGCUGCUGAAGCAGAAGCAGCAGGAGGUGAGGCAGCUGCAGAAGGACUGCAUCAGGAGUCAGGAGAAAGUCAGCGGCCUGGAGAGAACUGUGAAAGCCCUGGAGUUCGUCCACAGCGAGUCUCAGAAGGAGCUGGAGGCAGCCAAAGAGAGCGUGGCCAGGGCCGGUGAAGACGCCGAGAAAGCACGAGCCGAGCUGGCGUCCUGCAGAGCGCGGCUGGACGACACCCAGAGCGAGGCGGCCAGGGUGCUUGCAGAAAGCCUCAGGGUGAAGGAGGAGCUGCAGGCGACCAGGGACCAGGUACAAGCUCAAGCCAAAAAGCAAGGCGAAGACUUCGAGAAAAGGCUGGUGCAAGAGAGAGACAAGCAUGCGAAGGAGGUGGAGAACAUGGCUGAGAAGCUGGCAGCCUCGCACAGAGAGAGGGACCGGCUGGAAGGGGCCGUUGGGGACGUCCAAGACUCCCUGCACAAGAAGGACCAAGAAACCAAGCAGCUGCAAGGCAGCCUGAACAAAACCCUGGCCCAGCUUGCAGCCUUCACCCGCAGCAUGUCCUCCCUCCAGGACGACCGGGACCGCGUGAUAGACGAGUCCAGAACGUGGGAGAGGAAGUUUACCAAGGCCAUCCAAAAAAAGGAGGAGGAGAUCCGGUCCAAGGAGGAGACCUGCGCGGUCCUGAAGGACCAGGUUCGACAGAUGACCAUGCACGCCGAGGAGCUGCAGAUUCAGAUAUCCAGGCUCGAGCAUGACAAACGGGACUGGGAGGCAGAGUCCAAGAGGGAGGCCCAGCAGCAUCGAGAGGCAUCUGAAAAGUUGCAGGAAGAGAACAAGGGGCUCCUGUCUCAGCUGGAAGAGGCUCAGCGGCUGCACAGGGACUCUCAGAGCGAACAACAGAAGCUGGAGGGAGAGAUCAAGAGCCUCCGAGACCAGCUUGCCAAUACACGUCACUCCUUUGCCAAGUGCGAGUCUACAAGAGAAGAACUGGAGAGCACCGUCCGGCAGCAAGAAGCCAGCCUCCAGGACUGCAGAUUCAGCUGCGAGCAGCUUGAGGCUGACCUCCAGGCCUCCCGGGACCUGACGAACAAGCUGCAAGAAGAGAUCGGGGCCAAGGAUCAAAAGAUCCUGAGUCUGCUCUCCGCCAAGGAGGAGGCGGUGGUGGCGGCUGUGUCCGAGUUCCAGCAGCAGCACACGGAGGAGAUUAAAGAGCUGGAGAGCAACCUGAGCAAGAAGGAAGAGGAGAAAACGGCCUUGGAAAAUGGGAGGAAAAAAGCACUGGACAAGCUCGACCGUCUCGCCGAGAAGAUGAAGGUAGUCAGGGAGGAGAGCAGGCAGAAGAAGGCUCAGCUGGACUCCUUCACCAAGUCCAUGUCCUCUUUGCAGGAUGACAGAGACCGCGUGCUGAGAGAGUACCGGCAGCUGGAGGAACGCCACCUCGCCGUCAUCUUGGAGAAAGACCAGCUGAUCCAAGAGGCGGCCACGGAGAACAACACACUCAAAGAGGAGAUUCGCAGCUUCCACAGCCGGAUGGACGACCUCCACUCGGAGAACGCCAAGCUGGAGGCCGAGCUGGUGCGGUACCGCGAGGACCUGAACCAGGUCAUUUCCAUAAAGGACUCUCAGCAGAAGCAGCUCCUCAAAACGCAGCUUCAGAGGAUCCAAGCCCUGGAAAAAGACAAGGCCAGCGCAGAAGAGCAGCUGAAAGAGGCCGACCGUGCCCUGGAAGCUCUCCGGGAGCAGGUGGAAGCCCUGCAGAAGGACAAAGUCGGCCUGUCCGAGGAGAUGGAGACCCUGACCGCCUCCCUCUCGGAAGCGCGGGACGAGGUGGCAGCGCUGCGCGAGGGGGCCGCCGUCGUGGAUCUUGAGGCCCGGUUGAAAGGCAGGGAGGACGAGGUGCAGGAGCUGAGCAGUCGGCUCACGCUCACGCAGCAGCGGCUGACGGAAGUGGAGGAGGACCUGGACCGCGUCCAGAGGGAGGCAGCCAAGAAGGUGGACGAGACCGAGCACAAACUGAGGAAGGAGCUGAAGCACCUUCACCACGAUGCGGGGGUCAUGCGGAACGAGACGGAGACCGCGGAGGAGCGGGUGGCCGAGCUGGCGCGGGACCUGAUGGAGAUGGAGCAGAAGCUGCUGGCAGUCACGGAGGAGAACAAGGAUCUCCGAGCCCAAAUUCAGUCAUUUGGGAAGUCGAUGAGCUCUCUCCAGGACAGCUGGGACCAGAGCAACGAGGAGCUCCGGGCGCUGCAGCAGAAAUACGCUGCGGACAUGGAGGAGCAGCAGGGCCUAGUUCACAGCCUCCAGAAGGAGAGGGCCCAGCUGCAGGAGGGGCAAAGCAGCCUUGCCCGAGAGCGAGACUCCCUGGUGUCUGAACUGGCAGCCCUGAAGGAGGCUGCGGACGAACGCGGACUGUUGUCCCAGGUGGAGAAGCUUCAUCAGCAGCUCCGGGCCAAAGAGGAAGAGCUUCGCCGCGUGUCCUCGGAGCUGGACGGGGCCUCCAGCCAGGUCAAGUCCUUCUCCAAAGCCAUGGCCAGCUUGCAGGGCGAGAGGGACCGGAUCUUGAGCGAACUGGACAAAGCCCGAAAGGUGGAGGAAGCAAAGCAGCAAGCGGCCGUGAGCACGUCCGCCAGCCCGGCUGAAGUGCAGAGCCUGAAGAAGGCCCUGUCCUCCCUGCAAGCCGACAGGGACAGGCUGGUGACGGAGCUGAAGAACCUGCAGCAGCAGUACCUGCAGGUCGGCGUGGACACGGCCGAGAUCUCUCGCCUGCGGACGCAGCUGCAGGAGCAGCAGCAGGAGGCAGAGGAGCUGCGCCGGGUCCAAGAGCAGCUCCAACAAGAGGGGGUUUCCUGGCAGCAAGAGCUCCAGCAGCUCAGACAGGAGAAGGCCACGUGGGAGGAGCAGAGCAGGGGGGUGAAGGAGCAGUGCCUGAUGGCCAUAGCCGACAAGGACCAGCAGCUGAGCCACCUGCAAAGGAUUGUGCAGGAGCUGCGGCCGCCCCUGUCCCAGUCGCAGGUUGUGGAGGAGCAGCACCAGGGGCAGGCUUCGACAGAGCCCCCUGGCACCAGGGAUGCAUCCAACCUGGAAGCCGAGACGAAGCAUCUCCGCGCCCAGCUGGGCGACAGCCUGAAGGAGCUGCACCACAAGGAGCUGAGGAUCCAGCAGCUCCAUAGCAAGCUGUCCCCGCUCUUCGAGGAGAAGAACACCCUGUCGCUGCAGCUGCGGGGCAGCAGCCGGAGCCUGCGCGAGAGCCACCAGCACUACAGCGAGGUCCUGGCCCGCUGCGCCACGCUCGAGAAGCAGCUGCGGGACCUGCAACCACCCAGCAAGGAUGUGGGCUCCCUCAUGACCGACGCCGCCCCCGGAGCCCCCCAGGAGAAGAGCGCGCCCCCGCGGGAGUGCUACACCCCCGAGCUGCAGGAGCUGCAGCUGAGGCUGUCGGAGGCUGAGCACCUGCGCAGCAGCACGAAGCAGGACUUGCGGCAGGCAGAGGAGCAGCUGCAGGAGGAGCGAGACCGGCGCCUGGCCGUGGAGGACGCGCUCUGCGCCGCGCAGGAUCAGAUCCGGAGGCUGGAGUCAGGGGAGUGGGCGUCCACCCUGAGUCACGGCAUCGAUAUGUCCCCUGCCCACGAGCAUGCCCUGCUUCUGGACCCUGCCGAGGGCAGCUUCAGCAAGACUCGGGGCAACUCUGGGCGGCGGCGCCUGCUGCGCUCCCUCUUCUGCUCCCGAGCGCGCCUGCCGCUGCUGGUGGCCGCAUACCUGCUCGCGCUGCACGUCCUGCUGCUCCUGUGCUUCACCGGUCACCUGUGAACUGGGCCACCCGCCCUGCCCCACCAAGGGCCGUCUGCCCCUGCCCCCACCCGAAGCCUGGAGCCACGGGGUGGGGCCGACCUGCCGCUUCCACCAGAUCCAGCCACGGUCACGCUGCAGCGGGGUCCCCACAGGAAACACCCCCAGGUGUCUGAGCCCCCAGCGCUUCAUUAACCCCUUGAUUGCUGGCUCUGCUGAAGCCCUGGCCCUUGGCCAUUGGCACCAGAAGGAGCUUGUGCUCUCAACUUGUGCUGCUGUUGGGGUCCAGCACCCGCCCACGGACAUGCAGCUUGGGGUAGCGGAGCCACCCUCGGGACGGUGGAUUAAACCAGCCAGGGUCUGGUUCACAUCUGCCGUGGGCUGGUUUCACACCGGCACUGUGGUGCCUGCAGCCAGACAUCGGCAGUCACAGCAGCAGGGCAUGGGGUCGGGCAGUCACUCGGUGUAGAAGGAUUUUGAGACCUGCAGCUAAGGUCACAAAAUCCUUAGAUGCAGGUGUAGCAGUGGACGUAGUCUUUUUGGACUUCAGGAAGGCCUUCAACACUGUCUCUCACCCCAUCCUCAUUAAAAAACUAGGGGACUGUGGCGUGGACAC
Alligator sinensis (Chinese alligator) is the source of this 10702-nucleotide messenger RNA. It is a transcript of the gene GOLGB1, whose product is annotated as golgin B1. The record is from RefSeq and is a predicted model, not a curated record. Lineage: Eukaryota; Metazoa; Chordata; Crocodylia; Alligatoridae. The transcript has 24 exons. Gene Ontology annotation, cellular component: Golgi apparatus; cis-Golgi network; endoplasmic reticulum-Golgi intermediate compartment. The coding region runs from base 304 to 10107 and encodes 3267 amino acids.